UGUAUUUGUUUUUCAGAAUGGGAUUAUCUCCUCUCGCUGUUUUGGCCCCCUAGAAAAAACUUUCGCUGGAGAGGGCACAAACCAGAGGAAGUUAAAGCGGGCCAUCUCACUCUCACUGACUAUCAGUAUUUUAUUUUAUUUAAACCCUAAUGCUUUCCGUCGCUGAAUCCACCGUCUCCUGCGCCAAUCCCUAGCUUUUUAUUUAUUUUCGUUUCUCUGAAUUUCUCUCUGUAAUUUUUUUUUUUCAAGAACAUUCUUUAAUUAUUUUGUUUAGGUUUUUUUUUUUGUUUCCUCGUGGGUGUGCUUUGGGGGGGUUAAAUUUUUGAGGAUGGAUAUCGAGCAAAAACAAGCAGAGUUAAUCGAUCACUUCGUGAACCAAGCGUCGGUUCAAAAGGGAUCGGCUCUUGGCUCCGUAAUCGUCGAAGCGACGUCGCAUCCUUCCCUCUUCGCCUUCUCCGAGAUUCUUGCCGUGUCCACUGUCGCUGAGCUUGAAGGAACUGAAAAUUCAGUGUACCUUGAGGUGCUUCAGUUGUUUGCACACGGCACAUGGAGUGAUUACAAGAGUAAUAGUGUUAGUCUUCCUCAACUGGUCCCUGAUCAAGUUCUCAAGCUAAAGCAAUUGACUGUCCUUACACUUGCUGAGACAAAAAAGGUCCUACCAUAUGAUCAACUGAUGCUGGAGUUAGACGUCACAAAUGUCCGUGAACUUGAAGAUUUUCUUAUCAAUGAGUGCAUGUAUGUGGGUAUAGUCAGAGGAAAGCUGGAUCAACUGCGAAGAUGUUUUGAGGUGCAAUUUGCUGCUGGGAGGGAUUUGAGGCCAGGACAACUUGGGAGUAUGAUACAAACACUAUCAAAGUGGUUGGGUACAUCAGACAACUUACUAAUCUCAAUUCAAGAGAAGAUAAAAUGGGCUGAUAUGAUGAGCGAGUUGGACAAGAAACAUCAAAAGGAGGUUGAAGAUAGGGUGGAAGAUGUAAAGAAGUCCCUCUCCCUCAAGAAGUUACACACUGUAAUCAGGCCGAUGUUGACUUCCGAGGGCUUGAGGAGAUCUACUCUGAACCUAGUGGAGUGAUGGACUAUGAGGAAGACCGAAGCCGACCUAAGAGGAGACGGCAUCCAAUGGCCUGAAGAUAGAGCGUGCAACUGAUUGGAUGGGUGUUUAAGUGACCAGCCAGAUUUUUGUUCCAGCAACAGAUGAUUCUACAUUAGGGACAGUGAUACUGCUGCUUUCUUGGUGAAUUUGCCAUUGUUUCUUGAGACUAUGAGAAUUGUUAGAUUGUUUUGAACCCAUUCUUAUUCCUGUUGAGUUGGGAAAGAACGGGACCAAA
Messenger RNA from Durio zibethinus, 1328 nucleotides. RefSeq names its product COP9 signalosome complex subunit 7-like. Gene Ontology annotation, cellular component: COP9 signalosome. The record is from RefSeq and is a predicted model, not a curated record. Lineage: Eukaryota; Viridiplantae; Streptophyta; Magnoliopsida; Malvales; Malvaceae.